Molecule: messenger RNA, 3703 nt
Organism: Anoplopoma fimbria (sablefish)
Lineage: Eukaryota; Metazoa; Chordata; Actinopteri; Perciformes; Anoplopomatidae
Gene: pank4
Product: pantothenate kinase 4 (inactive)
Exons: 19
Coding region: 1-2349 (782 amino acids)
Biological process (GO): coenzyme A biosynthetic process
Cellular component (GO): cytosol; nucleus
Molecular function (GO): ATP binding; pantothenate kinase activity
Source: RefSeq, a predicted model, not a curated record
AUGGCGGAAUGUGGCCGACUUGACAGCAGCACCAGCAGACACGCCAUGGAUAAAAGCAUCAUUCUGCCGCCUGACGAGAUAUUCCGCAACUUGGAGAACGCAAAACGGUUCGCCAUAGACAUAGGGGGAUCUCUCACCAAGCUUGCAUACUACUCAACUGUGCAACACAAGGUGGCCAAAGUGCGAUCUUUCGACCACACUACAAAGGAGGCUACCAGUGACGAGCUCUAUGAAAUAUCAGUGCAGGAAGAGGUCACUGCACGGCUGCACUUCAUCAAGUUUGAAAAUGCUUACAUCGAAACAUGCUUGGACUUUGUCAAAGACCACCUGGUCAACACGGACACCAAAGUUAUCAAAGCCACAGGUGGAGGGGCGCACAAGUUCAAAGAACUCAUUGAGAGGAAACUCGGACUCAAAGUGGACAAAGAGGACGAGAUGACCUGUCUCAUCAAGGGCUGUAACUUUGUCCUGAGGAACAUUCCCCACGAGGCGUUCGUGUACGCCAAGCACGCCGACUCAGAGUUCCGCUUUCAGACGACUCAGCCGGACAUCUUCCCUUACCUGCUCGUGAACAUCGGCUCCGGCGUGUCCAUAGUGAAGGUCGAAUCAGAGGACAAAUUUGAGCGAAUAGGAGGAAGCUCAAUAGGCGGAGGGACGUUCUGGGGCCUUGGAGCGCUGCUCACCAAAACAAAGAGAUUUGACGAGUUGCUACAGUUGGCGUCCAAAGGACAGCACACGAGCGUCGAUAUGCUCGUCAAAGACAUCUACGGAGGAUCCUACGGGUCUUUGGGUUUGACUGGAGAUCUUAUUGCGAGCAGUUUCGGAAAGUCUGCUACUGCUGACAAAGGCUUCUCUAAAGAAGACAUGGCCAAGAGCUUACUGCAUAUGAUCAGCAACGACAUCGGGCAGCUGGCCUGUCUGUAUGCCAAACUCCACAACCUGUCCCGGGUUUACUUCGGAGGCUUCUUCAUCCGAGGACACCCUGUCACCAUGCACACCAUCACCUACAGCAUCAACUUCUUCACCAAGGGUGAAGUUCAGGCCUUGUUCCUCAGACAUGAAGGCUAUCUCGGAGCCAUUGGAGCAUUUCUUAAAGGAGCAGAGGAGGACAAUCCAAACCAGUACAGUUGGGGGGAGAACUACGCGGGAAGCUCAGGCCUGAUGAGCGUUUCUCCAGACAUGAACCCGAUGCAACGUGCACGAAGCGGAACGUUUGACAUGUUGGAGAUGGACCGUCUGGAGAGGAAGCUGGUGAAUCUGCCUCUGCUGCAGGACGCCUCGUCUUACAUCCCCGACACCGUGGACCUCACCGAGGACGCUCUGGCCCGCGAGUACUGGCUGUACUGCUUCGAGGAGGCCCUCGACGGGGUGGUUAAAAGAGCCUUAGCGAGUCAGCCCGACAUGCUGGAGGCGGCCGAGCGAGCCGAGAAGUUCCGGCAGAAGUACAGACACAAGCUUCAGACCCUCCGCCACCAGCCUUUUGCUUACGGAUCCCUCACUGUCAGAAGUCUGUUAGACACGAGGGAACACUGUUUAAACGAGUUCAACUUUCCUGAUCCCUACUCUAAGAUUAAACAGAGGGAGAACGACGCGGCUCUCAAGUACUACCAGAAGGCGGUGCAGUCCCUGGACGAGCUGAGCUGGGAGGAGCGACAGUUCGCCCUGGUGAGGGGCGUCCUGGCCGGGAAUGUCUUCGACUGGGGAGCCAAGGCCGUGUCAGACGUCCUCGAGUCUGAUCCCGAGUUUGGCUUUGAGCAGGCUAAACGACAGUUGGAAGAGCGGCCAUGGCUUGUUGAUUCCUAUGACCAGUGGUUUGAGAGACUAAAGGGUCCUCCUCAUAAGUGUGCCUUGUUUUUCGUAGAUAAUAGUGGAGUAGACAUCAUUCUAGGAGUGAUGCCUUUUGUCAGAGAGCUUCUCUCUCGAGGAACGGAGGUUGUGUUGGCCAGCAACUCUGGUCCGGCUCUAAAUGACGUAACGAACGGUGAACUGCAGAUAUUGACCGAAAGCCUCGCUGCUAUGGAUCCAGUGAUUCAGGCUGGUCUGAGCGAGGACAGGUUGACGUUGGUCCAAAGUGGUUCCAGUUCACCCUGCCUGGAUCUGAGUCGUCUGGACAAAGUGCUGGCGAAUGUGGUGCGCGAGCGAAAAACCGACCUGGUGAUCAUCGAGGGGAUGGGCCGAGCCAUUCACACCAACUACUACGCCAUGCUCAGCUGCGAGAGCCUCAAGAUGGCCGUCAUCAAGAACUCGUGGCUGGCCGACCGGCUGGGUGGGAAGCUGUUCAGCGUGGUCUUCAAGUACGAGGUACCGGCGGCCGACGACCACCACUCCGCCGCGCUGACGCCCUCGUGAACGCCGCGGAGUUCGAGCGACCUCAACGGAUGAGCUCUGAAUGUAAGGACAAUGGUCAUAUACUGCUACUAAGGUAAUGAAUGGCAGGGAGGUUUUUUUUUUACAUUUAAUUUUAAAACAUCAAUGAUUGCAGUUGCUUUCUUGCAGGUCAAAUAUCCCGUACGAUCCCUUCGUUUGCUACCAUCAUUACUGCCUAUUGAUCCCAAUCAACAUCUGCAGCUUGUUUUCCAUGCUGAGUCAGCACUGGCUCUGUUUGGUAAACCUCAACAGACUGUUAUGACAGAUGAGAUUAUCAGCUCGUAGAAAAAUCAAUGAAAAGAAAUGCCCUAAUUUUGCAUCAGUCAUCGACUUGCUGCCAACACACAAACGCUGCGUGCACCCAUACAGGUUGGUGUGUGUUAGAGAGCGAGAGAGAGAGAGAGAGAGGGGGAGAGAUAACAGUUUUCAGCUGUAACACUUUUUAAAUAAGUGUAUUUAAUGUGCCUUGAGGCCAAUGUGAUUAACGCGUUAUUCACUCAGAUUGCUUUUAAUUCAUGUCGAAGGUGAAAUACAACACAAAUAUCUACGUUUGUUUUCUCUGCAAUCUCACACCAUAGACAAGGAGGAAUCUCCUGUUUUGCCUUUCUUCUUUUUUUUUUUUUUUUUAUUACUGGCAGUGAAUGAAUUGAGAUUAAGAAAUGAAUCACUGUAGCUGUUCAGGGGGCAUCAGGGAAAAUGUUUGAUCGGUGGGAGAAGAAAACACUUUGUCACUAAGAGCAUAGGUCCUGUCCCUCCACAAGGUGGCAGUAUUCUACUGUGACAUAGGUUAUAAUUGUGUUUUUAUCAUGAUUUUAAAAAGAAUCUUUACCAAGGUGCUUGGUGUGAAAAUGAACACUACGCAUUUCAGGUUGAAUAUUUCGAACCGUCUCCAUGGAUUGACUGUAAUUAACUAUCAUGUACGAGUACACGCUGUAAUCCAUCCCUACAUCGAAAAAAAUGCUGUUUGAAGAGAAUAAUAGCAGCAGAUAGUCGUAAUAAACACCAGACAAACUGUGUGAUUGUGUGAAGUGGCUGAAUGUUUCCGUUACUUCAUCCUAAAUAUCAGAUUUCGAGGCAGGAUGUGAUUUUAAAAAAACAAAAACCCAACAGCCUUGUCUUGGUGUGAAAAUGUUUUUUAAAGUUACAGUUGUUUGGCAUCAGAUUGCAAUAUUGUUUUUGUCAUAUGUACAUACAGUAUGUGAUAUACAAGUGUGCGUAUGUGUGUGUGUAUAUAUGUAUAAAUAUAUACAUUAAAUAAAAGUCAUUUGCAUCACCUCAGUUAAGCACACCAAGCACAACCGUGUGUAUCAUUCUCCUGACAAUCGAUUUUAAUUAA